GGUAUAUCAACUCACGAACUGGAUGCAUUAGCAGGGAAUACCGUAUCAAAUGUAUCCCUGGUUUCUCCUAGCGGCCUUACCGCUUCCUGUGCUCUCGGCAGUUGGCAAGACACAUGGCGUCCCACCAAGCCACGUCGCGAAAUACGUGCCGACGACCUCUACUUCGGGAGCGGGACAGACGUGGACAUGUUUAGAUGACUCGAAGCAGAUCUCGUGGAAUGCUGUGAACGAUGAUUAUUGUGAUUGCCCUGAUGGGAGCGACGAACCAGGUACGAGCGCAUGUCCGAACGGCGUGUUUUUCUGCAAGAACGUGGGCCAUAUCGGCUCAACGAUACCGAGCUCGAGGGUGAAUGAUGGACUCUGUGAACCCGAGUGUUGUGACGGCUCCGACGAGGCACCAGGCGUAUGUCCAGACAAGUGCAAGGACGUAGGGGAGGAAUAUAGGAAAGAGAUGGAGGCAGAACGGAAGUUGCGCAAGACGGGCUCGAAAAUCCGCGCAUCCUAUAUUGCCUUUGCACACAAGGAAAAGAAGCGCUUGGAGGGUGGACUGGCGGACCUCGAGCAGGAGAUUGCAACGCGGGAAAAGGAGGUCGAGAGAUUGAGAGGUAUCGCGAAACGUGCCGAAUCGCUUUCCGCCAAAGAACUAGAGCGAAAGAAGCAGUCGCCACUCUAUCAGUCCCUUCUCACUCAUUACACUGCGCUCAAGUCCCUUCAGCAUGAGUACAAACAGCACCUCGAGCGCGAGAAAGCACUUGGAGACAUCCUCGACGCACUUCGAACUGGGUAUAAUCCCAACUACCAAGACAUGGCAGUUCUCGAAGCCGUACGCGGGUGGGAAACUCUCGCAGGGCUGCCACACAUCAAUAACGUACGGAAGGGCGAGGAUGAAGGUUCCGAAGCCACUGAUACGCCUCAGAGUCCUAAGGAGGCUAAGAAAGAAGACGAAGAAGACGGGUUGUGGAGCGCGGAAAGAAUCGAGAGGGAGUUGAAUAAGUUGUUGAAUAUUGAUCAUGUCUCUUUGCUCCUGGAGCAUGAGAAGGUAGUGGACGAGCCCUCUUCCCAGUCAAUCCUAUUGGACGUGACAGCGUAUCUCCCAGACUCGUUGGUCCCGUCCUAUCUGGCAUUCCGGGAAAAAUUGUUGUCGUGGCUAGAAUUGUUGGGCAUCAAGGCGGGCAGCUCGGACACUUCCUCAGAGGCCAACCGGGCACGCCGAGCCCUUUCCGAUGCAGAACACAGUCUUAAGCUCACCCAAGAAGAACUCCAGACUGCGCAUGAGGAUCUCUCUGACCUCUUCAAUCCUGAAGGUUUUGGUACGGAAGGAGAAUGGAAGAAGCUUGACGGACUUUGUUUGGAGAAAGAUCUUGGAGAGUACACGUACGAGGUCUGCCUCUUCGACGAGGCGAGACAAAAGCCAAAUAAGGGUGGCUCAUCCUUCAGCCUCGGUAAAUUUACAUCGUGGAACAAACUCGCGGAACCCGGUACGCCGGAGUAUUAUACCAGACAGCGAUAUACACAAGGUGCCAAAUGCUGGAAUGGACCACAACGAAGUCUUGAGCUCAUCCUCACAUGUGGCACGGAGAACGUGUUGCUUACCGUGUCUGAACCUGAGAAAUGUGAGUAUCAGAUAACGGGAACGACACCUGCAUUGUGUCUUCCUGUGGAGGACGGGAAGCGGGAUGAGCUGUAGGCAGUCUAGCAAGAACAUUGUAUAGGAUUCAACUACUAUCGUUUGUCUUUUCCUUUUCAAAUUGCAUACCACAUCACGACCACAUUUUUUCGGGGUGUGUGCUGGUGUGACCAGAGAAAAUAUCUGGAACAUAGCCAUGGGUAUCGUGCCUGGCAAAUGGUCAUGCAUGGGAUCUCGUGGACCGCAAGAAGCUGAUCAGUGAUCUGGUUACGUUCGGUGGUGGUUACCCAGUUGCCUAACUCAUGAAAAGCCUAUAG
Molecule: messenger RNA, 1944 nt
Organism: Pisolithus orientalis
Lineage: Eukaryota; Fungi; Basidiomycota; Agaricomycetes; Boletales; Pisolithaceae
Product: glucosidase II beta subunit-like-domain-containing protein
Exons: 10
Coding region: 50-1687 (545 amino acids)
Biological process (GO): N-glycan processing
Cellular component (GO): glucosidase II complex
Source: RefSeq, a predicted model, not a curated record